Molecule: messenger RNA, 1605 nt
Organism: Filobasidium floriforme
Lineage: Eukaryota; Fungi; Basidiomycota; Tremellomycetes; Filobasidiales; Filobasidiaceae
Exons: 7
Coding region: 59-1429 (456 amino acids)
Cellular component (GO): nucleus; cytoplasm
Source: RefSeq, a predicted model, not a curated record
AGUUAGCUGUUGCUAGUCAAUCGAUUCGCCCGUCGCCAAGUAGGUCUGGUUUUACAUCAUGGCGGAAAGCAUGUCGGAGAGCGGCCACUCGGCCUUUCGGACGAGCGAAAAGUACUUUAAAUCUCGAGCACCUCACCCAGAGAUCGCCGCGGGCCUGAUCAAACGGAGAUUUCGGAAACGGCUGGAUCCCGCCCAAUCUUAUCCUCUGCUACAAGGUCAGGGUGUGUUGGAUCUCUCGAGACCGGUAGGGCAGGAGAAGGAGGACGAAGUGAAGCGAGCUGGUUGGAAGCCGGGCGAGGAUCCGUUAGGGGGCCGGCCUGCGAGGAAGAUCAGGGUCGACAAGCCCGGUGCGGGUUCCCGAGAUGGGUAUAUCGUCGGCGAUGGUCUACUCUUGAUCCCUGGCUACCUGAACGAAACCGAACAGCUCGCCCUCGUCCGAUCUUCGCUGAGCGAAUACACCUGUCCACCUAACCCGCUCAGCCUCUCGACGCACUACGUCCUCCCUAAAGCGAGCGAAACCUCCCUGUUCUCUCUGUACGCUUCGGAUCCCGAGACGCUCGUUCCCUCGAUCGCAUCCACCCUACUCGACGUCGAUACACUUCGACCUUCACCAUCUCCCACUCCCUCGAGCUCGAGUUCGGCGAAACGUCAGUUGACACAGAACCAAGCUGCAUCAGAGGAAGGGUACGACAGCAUCGUCCAGCGUGUAGAAGGGUGGAAGGGGGAUGAGCCGUCGAUGAAGCUGAAGAGCAAGACAGCGAAGAAGCUGGUCGAGACCGAGUUGAGGUGGGCCAACUUGGGCUGGGUGUACAAUUGGACGAACAAGGCCUACGACUUUACCUCCACUCCACCCCCUACAUUCCCUGAACCACUCGCCGAGACGUGUAAAGACAUCGUCCGUGGGAUCCCUUGGGACGAGGUCUUUGGCAAUAUCGACGAUGUCUGCGGGGAGGGGUACGAAGAGGGAGGAAGGAUCCGGCCUGAUGGGUAUCACAACUGGGGGGAAGAUUACGCUCCGGACACGGGCAUAGUCAAUUUCUACCAGACGAAAGACACGUUGAUGGGGCACGUAGACCGGUCCGAGUUGGACCCUUAUCGACCGCUCAUCUCCAUCUCGCUGGGACAUGCGGGGAUCUUCUUGCUCGGUGAGACGACCCGACAAACUCCACCCAUCCCGAUCGUCUUGCGUAGCGGUGAUGUCCUGGUCAUGGCCGGACGUGGCAGGAAAUGCUACCAUGGCAUUCCUAGGAUCAUGGAAGGGACGCUUCCUGACCAUCUCAAGCUGAUCGAAGGAGGGCAAGAGGAGGAAGAGGACGAGACGACGAGGGCUUGUAAGCGGUUCAUCUCGAAUGCCAGGAUCAACAUCAAUGCCAGGCAGGUCUUUCCGAAGGGGUUUCGGAGGGGUGGAACGGGGACGGUGCUAGAGUGACGUAGAUUGAUGUAUUCUAUAUGCAACCGACAUCUCAUGGCGGACAUCGAGACCACAGUUAUGCCACCACGUACACAUACGCUAAUAUCGAUGGCCGAUGGACGUUCGAUUUGAUCCGUGAACCAGCUGAUCAGCUUUUGAUGACCUUUCGAAGGCGGAUGUUUCACCCAUCAAAC